GAAUGCGCGGUGCUCCGAGUCCGGCCUUGCCGCGCCGCCGCUCCCCCGCGCCGGCCGGGGUCACCUUCAUGGGCGGGCGGGAGCGCGCGGCGCUGCCCGCGGCCUGCUGAGGCGGCGGCGAGGCGGCGGGAGGAGCGAUGUUCGUGCAGGAGGAGAAGAUCUUUGCGGGGAAGGUGCUGAGGCUCCAUGUGUGCACCAUGGAGGGCGCCGAGUGGCUGGAGGAGGUGCCCGAGGACACCACGGUGGAGAAGCUCAAGGAGCGGUGCCUGAAGCACGUAAGGAGCGGGAGCGGCACCGGGAGCGGCACCGGGAGCGGCACCGGGAGCGGCGGGGAUGGGGCUGCGAAUCAGCGGAACGAGCGGAGUGAACAGUCCUGGGCAAAGGGAAACUGCCCCUGUCUUCCUGGGAGCUUGGAGGAUCCCAAAACUGUGACACAUCACAAGCUGAUCCAUGCUACUUCUGAGAAGGUGCUGACAGACACAAAAACAGUGUUGGAGGAGAACAUUCAGGACAGAGAUGUGUUGCUGCUGGUCAAGAAGCGCGCGCCGACGCUGCUCCCCAAGAUGUCAGAUGUGGUUGCAGAGGAGAAAAGGAAGCAGGAGCAGAAGGCUCCUGACAAGGAUGCCAUCCUCAAAGCCACUGCCAACCUGCCCGCCCGCAGCGCGGACCGCAGCGUGACCCACCACAACAUGAGGGAUUUUCCUUUCUUGCAGUUCCAGACAGAGCUCCGGAAGAUUUUAGUGUCUCUCAUAGAAGUUGCACAGAAAUUGCUAGCACUGAACCCUGAUGCAGUUGAACUAUUUAAGAAGGCAAAUGCCAUGCUGGAUGAGGACGAGGAGGACAGGGUGGACGAGAUCGCGCUGCGCCAGCUCACCGAGAUGGGCUUCCCAGAGAGCAGAGCUGUCAAAGCCCUCAGGCUGAACCACAUGUCCGUCACCCAGGCCAUGGAGUGGUUGAUAGAACACGCCGAUGACCCUUCUGUGGAUGCUCCUCUGCCAGGUUCUGCUGCUGCAGAAGCCCCAGCUGAAGGUGCUGCCUCCUCUGCUGAGGCAGCUGCGGGUCCCAGCUCGGAGGAGGGCGGGGAGGAGGCCAAGGAUGAGCUGACUGAAAUCUUCAAGAAGAUCCGCAGGAAAAGAGAAUUCCGUCCAGACCCACGGGCUGUCAUUGCCCUGAUGGAGAUGGGAUUUGAUGAAAAGGAAGUGGUGGAUGCUCUCAGAGUGAACAACAACCAGCAAAAUGCAGCUUGUGAGUGGCUGCUGGGAGACAGAAAACCUUCUCCAGAGGACUUAGAUAAGGGCAUUGACACCAACAGCCCUCUCUUCCAAGCCAUCUUAGAAAACCCAGUGGUACAAUUAGGGCUCACCAACCCUAAAACUCUACUAGCCUUCGAGGAUAUGCUUGAAAACCCCUUGAACAGCACUCAGUGGAUGAACGAUCCCGAGACGGGGCCGGUGAUGUUACAGAUCUCCCGAAUCUUCCAGACACUGAACCGCACGUAGAGGGAGCUGCCAGUGCACUGUGCCACCUCCCCCUGCCCCUCACUGCCCCCCACCUCCUCAGGAGGCUGCCUGGAUGGUUGGGAAGGGGUGGAGGGAAGGGAGGGAAGGGGGAGAUCCUGGCUCGAGGGGUCUCUCGCACGAGAGCUUUCGUAGUUACGGCCAACAGGAGUGAGUUGCCUUGUGGAUUUAGUGUUAGUGGGAGAGGUUUGAGGAUUUGUUCAUGUUUUCAGGUAUUAGGUUUAAAAUAAAGUAUAUAUAUUAAAAAAAAAAUAGGAAAAAGGUUUUGUGAAAACACUUAAGAAUCUGAUUGUUGGAAAGAAAUAUUGCUCGUUCAAAAGGCCUGUGACAGUUUUCUGGCCAGUUUUGCUAGGAUCUGGCUGGUGUUUACAAAAGGUCACUGACCACUAGCAUAGGAUAUUAAUCAUCUCCAUACAGUAUUAAUUUAUAGCUCUUAUCAAAUUGCAAAACUGCUUUUAAAAAAAAAAUAAAUUGAUUCUUAGGAAAUGUUUUUUAAAAGCCCAAAUCUUGGGAGAGCAAGCACAUUUCUAUCCAAGCUUGUUCAUCUGGCAUUCUAAUUUAAGCAGAAUCAUUCAGAGAUGGAAUUCUAAUAAAUAGCAUUACUUUUUCCUAUUUA
This is a messenger RNA of Passer montanus (Eurasian tree sparrow), 2133 nucleotides long. RefSeq names its product UBA domain containing 1 (gene UBAC1). The record is from RefSeq and is a predicted model, not a curated record. The transcript has 10 exons. Gene Ontology annotation, molecular function: protein binding. NCBI's taxonomy places the organism in Eukaryota, Metazoa, Chordata, Aves, Passeriformes, Passeridae. Bases 138 to 1499 code for a protein of 453 amino acids.